UGUGCGUUACAUUAAAGUACUAAAAAAGAACAUGACCCAAAAAAAAAAGUUUAAUUUUUUUUUGUUCGUGUGUGGCAGAUUUAGGAUUUAGGUAGAAAGAAAGAAAAAGAAAGAGCAUGAGCAUUUUCAUACAUAAAAUUAAUAAAUUUGACAGAUUCACUCCAUUCCAUUAAAGUUGUAAUUAGAUGCAUUUAUUUUUAAAAUAAUCACAGUGCAAUUAUUUGCUGGUAGCUAAGUAUUAUGAUACAUUAUUAAUGUAUUAAUAACUAGGUAUUUAUUGGAGCACAUGAAUUAUUUUUGUUACUGUUUAUGUGAUUGUUAAUAUUUGAUAUACAAAAACUUUGAUUGUGUUUAUCAUAUCUUAUAAAAAUACUGGAUGAUUAUUGUCAAGUACGCCAUGCCGGUGACGCCCUUGCUGAGCUAAAUUAUUAGUCAUCUUACAGGAAAUUUGUUACAAAAAUCUGGUUUUUAUUGUAAUUAAUAAUUAACAACAAUUGCUACCUACUAAGUGUUUUUUGGAUUUAUUAAGAUGGAUAAUCAAGGACGGAAAGUUAUUGUUUGUGACAAUGGAACUGGGUUUGUCAAAUGUGGAUAUGCAGGUGCUAAUUUUCCUGCUCAUAUAUUUCCAUCGCUUGUCGGACGGCCGAUCAUCAGAGCAGUAAAUAAAAUUGGAGACAUUGAUGUUAAGCAAGAUCUUUGCGUUCGUGACGUGUAUAACAUGCCUGAUUUGAUGGUCGGUGAUGAAGCUAGUAAACUACGUUCAUUGCUGGAAAUUAGUUAUCCUAUGCAAAAUGGAAUUGUUAGAAAUUGGGGAGACAUGUGCCAUGUUUGGGAUUACACAUUCGGACCAGAAAAAAUGAAUAUUGAUCCACAUGAGUGCAAGAUCAUGUUAACUGAACCACCAAUGAACCCAACAAAAAACCGAGAAAAAAUGAUUGAGGUGAUGUUUGAAAAAUACGGAUUCGCAGCAACAUAUAUUGCUGUUCAAGCUGUACUAACACUUUAUGCACAAGGAUUGAUAAGUGGAGUUGUAGUUGACUCUGGUGACGGUGUAACUCAUAUUUGUGCUGUUUAUCACGAGUGUGCACCAUGUCAUUUAAUUAAAAGACUGGAUGUUGCUGGCCGGGACAUAACAAUGUAUCUUAUUAAGUUAUUAUUAUUACGUGGUUAUGCAUUUAAUCAUUCAGCUGAUUUUGAAACUGUCCGAAUGAUGAAAGAAAAGUUAUGUUAUGUCGGAUACAAUAUUGAGACAGAAGAAAAAUUAGCUGUUGAAACUACUGUCCUUGUUGAGUCUUACACUUUACCCGAUGGACGUGUGAUAAAAGUAGGUGGUGAAAGAUUCGCAGCACCUGAAGCGCUAUUUCAACCGCAUUUAAUAAAUGUUGAAGCACCUGGUAUUGCUGAGCUAGUAUUUAAUACAAUUCAAUCAGCAGCUAUUGAUAUAAGAAGUGAAUUAUAUAAACACAUAGUAUUGAGUGGUGGAAGUACAAUGUAUCCAGGCUUACCAUCUAGAUUGGAGCGUGAGAUUAAACAGCUUUAUCUUCAACGAGUACUCAAGAAUGAUGCUUCAAAAUUAGGGAAAUUUAAAAUAAAAAUUGAAGAUCCACCACGACGUAAAGAUAUGGUAUUUAUGGGUGGUGCUGUACUAGCAGAAUUAACUAAAAAUCGUGAUUCAUUUUGGAUUACUAAAGAAGAGUACGAGGAAAGAGGAUUAAAGGUCUUGGAUAAAUUAACGACUUAUGAUAAGUGAAAGUAAAAACCGGCUAAUUAUUUGAUGAAUAAUAACAGAUUAAAAAACUUAAAAAAAAUAAUAAUUAAAAGACUCUGUUUAAUAAAAAAAUAAGUAAAAAAAAUACUUGAUGUAAAAUUGAUAAAUUGAAUACUAACAGAGAAGACAUUUAUGAAGAUAGAUAAAACUUAAUGUGUUGUGAAUGCACUUUAUGUAGAUAUAAUUGAUAAUUAUAUGACAUAAAAAACGAAUUACGUAUGUAAGAUUAUGAAAAAAAAAUUCCAAUUAAUUUUUUAAACGAUUAUUACUUAUAAUCGUGCCAAUCUAAAUAAUAAGCUCAAAUAAUUUCAGUUACAUUUACUUUUAUUAUUUUUUUUUUUUCUAAUAAAAUUGUUGUAAUGAUU
This is a messenger RNA of Cotesia glomerata, 2133 nucleotides long. It is a transcript of the gene Arp2, whose product is annotated as actin-related protein 2. Gene Ontology annotation, biological process: Arp2/3 complex-mediated actin nucleation. Lineage: Eukaryota; Metazoa; Arthropoda; Insecta; Hymenoptera; Braconidae. The transcript has 9 exons. Gene Ontology annotation, cellular component: Arp2/3 protein complex; actin cortical patch. The record is from RefSeq and is a predicted model, not a curated record. The coding region runs from base 530 to 1750 and encodes 406 amino acids. Gene Ontology annotation, molecular function: actin filament binding.